Molecule: messenger RNA, 1822 nt
Organism: Salvia miltiorrhiza (redroot sage)
Lineage: Eukaryota; Viridiplantae; Streptophyta; Magnoliopsida; Lamiales; Lamiaceae
Exons: 4
Coding region: 920-1798 (292 amino acids)
Biological process (GO): protein modification process
Cellular component (GO): mitochondrion
Source: RefSeq, a predicted model, not a curated record
UAUUUUGAGAGCUAUAGGGGUAAAUAUGUAUAUUUAUAAUUAUUUUAAUUAAAUUUUUAAAUAAGAGGCUAUAAAGAGUAAAAUGGGGGCUGUAUUUAAAAUUACCCGAAAUUAAAUGAUUGAGGCCUAACUGAAAAUAAUUAAAGGAAACCAGCUGGCCCACUUCUCCUUCUUCCUCAAAAACGGCUGAACACAAUAAGCCCCCCCCUCUCUCUCUCUCUCAUCGUUUCCGGCAUCACACUCCAGAAACCCGCCGCCUCUCACCCAGGCUUCUGAAAAUCCGACGAGGUCGGCUCUUGCUCAUCUCUGGCAAGGUAGUUGGCUACCAUCCGGCGCCGUCCCUUUCCCCGCCUUCAAUCGAGGGAAAGGCUGAGCCCUAGUUCUAUUGGCUCGGCGAAAUUGCUGCCGCCGCCUGGUCUCGCUCACCCCGCCGUUGCGCCAUCUCAUCUCUCCCGACGAAGACGAAGCCACCACUUCUCUGGAUCGACGCCGCUGCGUCCUUCUUGGCAGGGGAUCGCCGCACCGCCGCUGCUAUUCCAGAAAUCUUUGAGGGUCGCCGCUGAGGUCGGGAGUCGUCCUCCUUUCGCCACUCAACGUCGUCGACCCCGGCUCCACGAGCCACUGCUGAUCUGUCCUAUUAGCGCCGCCGCCACGACCCUUCUCCGACGCGACGGAUCGCCGUUGGGCUUCGUCUACCGCUGCUCUGCGAAUCGGCGAAUCGGCUGCCACUGUGUUAAUUUCUACUGACACGGUGUCAUUUGCGGUGCCGGCGUAAGAAAAAAUCGGUCACCGAAACUAAUUUGAAACAAAAAUAAAACGUUAUGGAAGUCGAUUUUUUAGAUCUGGAGCAAAAAUCAAUUACCCCAUAAUAUAAAAAUAUAAUUCAAUCAUUUAUGACAUGUGACAUCCGGUUCAUGUCAUGACUUUGAAUUGCAGAACCAAUUUGGCGCCGGCAAUCGGCUGUUCCGACCGCAAAAACCUCCGUUUUCUAGUAUUCAUGGCGGCAUCUCAGGCAAGAAACGCUGGGUUGCCGAUAAUCAAUCUUCUCCGCUUGAAAGGAGUGUCCAUUUUGCAGCAAUUGCAUUUGGAAGAGAGGCUGCUGCGGACUUCGUCUGAAAACUGGUGCAUCAUCAACGACGGAACAACCCGCCCCACCAUCGUCAUGGGUGUUUCAGGGAAACCUAAGGAACUUCUUGAAACUGAUGCUGUUCUAAGAGAUGAAAUUCCAGUCAUCCGAAGGUUUACAGGAGGUGGUACUGUUAUUGUUGAUCAGGGCACUAUUUUCGUAUCGUUUAUAUGCAACAAGGAUGUUAUUCCAGGUUUACAAUCGUAUCCUCGACCUAUCAUGUCAUGGAGCAGCCUAAUAUAUAAGAACAUGUUUCAAGGAAUCGGGGAGUUUGGCCUUCGAGAGAAUGAUUACGUGCUUGGCAAUCGUAAGUUUGGUGGAAAUGCUCAGUCUAUUACCAAAAAUAGGUGGGUUCACCAUACUUCUUUUUUAUGGGAUUAUGAGGUCGGUAACAUGGGUUAUCUGAAAAUGCCAACACGAGUUCCUGAAUAUCGACAGGCCAGGAACCAUGUGGAGUUUAUAUGCCGCUUGAAGGAGUUCAUGUCAAGGUCAAAUUUCAUUAAUGGAACCACGGAUGCAGUUGCCGCCUAUUUUGCAUUGAGAUCACCCGAUGCAGACGAUAUCCUGAAUCAUUCCUCUCAAUUUGAGCCGUCCAGUAAGCUAUUAACUCGACAGGAACUCGGAGAUGAAGCCUCUAUUGACCUGGUAGGUACCGUCUCUCAGGCGUUGUGAUAUAAAGCACUGGGGGAUGUUAAG